GUACCAAUCAGAACGCAGUGUUUUCAUCCAGCAAACAAUCCAACACGAAAACAAGCACCGUGUGCCGCUGGCAUUACAAUAGAAUUUCAGUGUUGGCAGUAAAUAUCGGAACGCAGCAUUGGUAACCAUGUGAAGGAAAUGUAAACAAUUGAAUCGUGCUAACAUUUUUCGAAGCCGAUUUUCAGCCGGCAGUUACCUGGUCGUGGUGAGCCUCGCUGAAUUGCUUCCAAGAUAGCUGUGCACGCUGUUGUUGUUCCAAAAAGCUGCUUUCAUUUUUCGUUCUCGCCUUUUCUCUUUCCUAUUAUUUUGCGUCCUUCAUCCAUUUUUAUUUUACAAAGUGACCGCACUUUCACUCAACGUGAAGAGUUGAAUCCCGUGGAUAUAUAUUGGCUGAAGACGUCACCUUUCCAACGUUAUAUAAUAUGUAGAUGGAAGUAUUAAUGACAACACUUUACGACGCUUAUAACUCCAUCUAUUGAAACUCCGCACGAACUUUUGCACUCACCCAAUAUAUAUCCACGUCGUAUAUAAUUUCUUACAAUGAUAGAUUCGCAAAAGACAAGUUUCCGAACAAAACAUAUUGUAAGCAAACCUUUGCGAUAUAUGACAACCUCGUCAUCUGAUGAAGCCCCUAAGCGACAGAGAAUGGCAAAGGCAGUAGAUAUUGAUGAUGAUAUCAAUGAUCUUCGAAGAAUGAUGAAACAAGAUGCUGAACGAUGCAACGAUGUCUCAUUGCAUAGUUUUAUGCAACCAAAUUGUAAUGCGCAACAACAAUCUGACCUGUGCACUGAGUUAAAAAUAAUGGAGCCACAACCACACUCAUACUCGCAGCCACAAAUACGAUCAGAGUUGUAUACAUAUUCGGUGCCACAAACACACUCCGAUCUACACACUCACUCGCAUCCACAAACAGUAGCAGAACUAAACACACAGUUGCAGCCACAAACAGUAGCAGAGUUACACACACACUCGCAGCCACAAAUAGUAGCAAAGCUACACACACACUCACAGCCAAUAACAGUAGCAGAGCUACAUACACACUCGCAGCCAGAAACACAGCUAGAUACACACUCACAGCAUGAAAAUGACUCCAAUACAUACACACAUUUACAACAGCGAAGGGGCCCAUAUGGCCAAGCAACAAAUAUAGUCCCAACUAACGUACAGAGGAAGGGAGACAGCAGCAUGUAUGGACAUACUUAUCACAACUUUGCGCAGGCUGGAGACAGGACAAAUAAUAAUGAAAUAUAUGCUAUUCUUCGGGAUACACAGAAACAGAAUAACAGGUCAAAAAUAAUAAAACCAAGCAUCAUACCGAUAAAAUCUGUCGAGGACGUUGAGGCAUUUGAAAAAAGUAAUGAUGAUGAAUAUAAUAACGUUGUGCAAUAUCUUAGAAACAUUGGAGGCUUCAAUGCCAAAAAAGCGAUAACUCUAUGUCUAAAGGAAAGCAUCGCAGAUUCAGCUUCCGUUCUCUUUUCAUGGCGAGGUCGAAAAGGGCUGAAGGCAUUAUACAAUGUAAGACUUGUACUUGCAAUUUUCGAUGCUGUAUGUCGAAAUCCCUAUUUUCAUAGGCCGACUCAACAAGACUUUCAACAAUUUAUAAGAGAAGCUCUCCGAGCUGCAAAGGAGAGAGUCCGGAGUAAAAGUCGUCGCCCACAUCAGUCAGCAGGACAAGAAAAUGAUCGGGACCUGUGGAACAAUGACUGGCCAGAAGAAGAGGAGGAAGAAGUUACAGAUUAAAUUAACAAGAUGUAUAUAUGUAAAUAUUUAGAUGGACAAAUGUUGGAUUUUUAAUUGACCGGCCGAAAGUAGCUUUUUUUGUUUUAUAUAUCAUUUAAUAUAUAUAACAAUAAAGAUUUUUAUCAGAACAAUUU
This is a messenger RNA of Harpegnathos saltator (Jerdon's jumping ant), 1874 nucleotides long. RefSeq lists its product as uncharacterized. The coding region runs from base 541 to 1740 and encodes 399 amino acids. The transcript has 6 exons. Lineage: Eukaryota; Metazoa; Arthropoda; Insecta; Hymenoptera; Formicidae. The record is from RefSeq and is a predicted model, not a curated record.